Molecule: messenger RNA, 1906 nt
Organism: Vicugna pacos (alpaca)
Lineage: Eukaryota; Metazoa; Chordata; Mammalia; Artiodactyla; Camelidae
Source: RefSeq, a predicted model, not a curated record
ACAUUUUGGUACUUUUAUAGGAGAAUGAGGUCCUAAGGGCUGUGGAUCACAGUUUCCAGCAUGAGGAAAAUGAGCAAAGAGCAUCAACCCAGAAGGAGAAACAACUACAGCAGAUGAAUCAAGAUGAAAAUAAAAUAGCAGAUAAACCUGCCUGGGAGUUAGAAAAGACCACUGAAUCUAGCCAUGAGAGACAUCAAAAUGGAACAGACACAUCUUUAUUUCUGGAAGACUUAUUUCAGUUGCUCUCAUCACAGCCUGAAAAUCCACUGGAGGGCAUCUCACUAGGAGAUACUCCUCCUCUUGCAGCAAGUAUCAGUGAUGGCAUGUAUUCUUCCACACAUUACAAUGUAAAUUUUAGCCAGGCUCUAAGUCAGGAUGUGAAUCUCCAUGAGGCCAUGUUGCUGGGUCCUGACAAUACAUUUAGAAGAGACCCAAUAGCAAGGACUUCACAGCCACAAGAACCAUUUCUGCAGUUAAAUUCUAUUACCAAUCCUGAACAGACCCUUCCUGGAACAAAUCUAACAGGAUUUCUUCCACUUUUUGACAACCAGAUGAGGAAUCUAACAAGCCAAGACCUUCUAUAUGACCUUGAUAUAAACAUAUUUGAUGAGAUAAACUUAACGUCUUUGGCCACAGAAGAAGGUUUUGAUCCAAUGUUAGUUUCUCAGCUUUUUGAAGAACCAGAUUCUGAUUCUGGGCUUUCCUUAAACUCAAGCUACAAUAGCACCUCUGUCGCCAAGUCUAAUUCGUCUCUCUCUCUCUGUGAUGGUGCAAUAGGUUAUAGCACUGACCCUGAAGACCUGGAAUCUCUUUCCCGCCACGACUUGGAAGGAGCUGUAGGCGGCUACUACCCAGAGUCCAGUAAGCUUUGUCACGUGGGUCAUAGGAGCGAUACUAAUUUUGACGCGGACCUUGCAUUUCAACACGUACUGCAUAACCACACUUAUCACUCAAGUGCACUAGAAUCCACUUCUGAACCCCUUUCGUGGCCUGGGGAGUCACAGAAAAUAAGGAGUAGUUACCUCAAUGACACAGGCAGAAACUUAAGCCGUGAUGAACGGUGUGCUAAAGCUCUGCGUAUCCCUUUUACUGUAGAUGAAAUUGUCCGCAUGCCUGUAGAUUCUUUCAACAGCAUGCUAAGCAGGCACUAUCUGACAGAUACGCAAGUGUCUCUCAUCCGUGAUAUUAGACGAAGAGGGAAAAAUAAAGUUGCUGCUCAAAACUGCCGUAAGCGCAAACUGGACGAAAUUUUGAAUCUGGAAGAUGAUGUAUGUAACUUGCAAGCAAAGAAGGAAACCCUUAAUAGAGAGCGGGUCCAGUGUCACAAAGCUAUAAACACGAUGAAACAGAAACUGCAUGAACUUUAUCAUGAUGUUUUUAGCAGGUUAAGAGAUGAUCAAGGUAGGCCAGUCAAUCCAAAUCAGUAUGCUCUUCAGUGCAGCCAUGAUGGAAGUGUUUUGAUUCUACCCAAAGAAUUGGUGACCUCAGGCCACAAAAAGGAAAACCAAAAGGGAAAAAGAAAAAGUGAGCGAAGAAAUUGAAGACGGAUCCUCUGAUAUGCAGCAGCGACGUUCAGAAACUGAUAAUGGAUCACAAACCACUUAAAUCUGCUUCAAAGUUUAGCUCAAGUGUUCCAAGUAUCCUUCAAAUACUGCUACUUGAACCAUGGUUUCAAUCAAGGCUAUUAUUUUGAAACUUACAUGGACAAGUUUAGGACUUAAAUAUCAAACAUGGGGGAAGCCAUAACUUUUCAUGAAGUCCUCUUAAUACUAUGUACAAAAAGGGUACAUGAGAACUUGUCACUUUGGUAUCCAUUGUUUUAGUAAGAUAGUCAUUGCAAAGAGCAAAUACUGGGUUUAAUUAUUUCAAAACAUGUUUCAGUUCUUAUGACUUAAAACGCAAAGUA